Paracoccidioides lutzii Pb01 is the source of this 2220-nucleotide messenger RNA. RefSeq lists its product as hypothetical. The transcript is spliced from 6 exons. Gene Ontology annotation, molecular function: DNA-binding transcription factor activity, RNA polymerase II-specific; transcription cis-regulatory region binding; zinc ion binding. Gene Ontology annotation, cellular component: nucleus. The record is from RefSeq and is a predicted model, not a curated record. Bases 1 to 2220 code for a protein of 739 amino acids. Gene Ontology annotation, biological process: DNA-templated transcription; regulation of DNA-templated transcription.
AUGGCCCCCGGAGUCUCCAACCCUGCAGCCAUGGUGGCAUGCACUCCAUGUCGCGGCGUCAAGAUGAAAUGUAUCCGGGAGCCGGACUCGACCGUGUGCAGCCGCUGUAAACGGAAGUCAAUCCCAUGCUUCUUUGAAGCUCAUCGCCGCGGCCGUAAGGCUGGCACAAGGCUGCGACCAAGGGCGAAACAGAAUCAGAGAAAAAAUUCGAAAGAUGCCCUGGAACCGAAUCAUCCUCCCCCAUCCGCUCCACCAACUGAAAAAUAUGUAGCGGUGGAUGGCGCGUCAAUUGAGCGUUCAAGGCCUUCUAUGGCAUCCGAUAGUCUUUCUCCAUAUGGCUUGCUCCCAAGAUCCGCAACCUCUGGGAAAUUCUCUAUCGCGAACGUGCUCAAUGCCGAAGACGAACCUCCCACACCCCAUGCUACAGAGCGUAGAACGAACAGCCCAACAAGCGGUAGCUGCGCGAAUGACAUGAACGAUCCAGUAAUUCGGAAUCUUGUUGAUCUUCAAACAACCCAAAAAUUGUUUGAUAACUUUUUCACAUACAUGAACCCUUUCAUUUGCCAGUUUGAUCCCAAGUUACACACAUUGAAAUACAUCAGAGAGCGCUCAUCCUUCUUGUUUUCCGCCGUGCUUUCAGCUGCGGCAAAGAUUUUCAUGCCACCUCUGUACAUGAAGCUUCGCGACCAUGUGGAGACCAUGCUUAAAGAAAUUUUGAUCACUGGACAGAUGUCAACAGAAAUUGUCCAGGGGAUUUGUCUUUUAACUUAUUGGAAAGAACCAAGUGACUCGCGGACAUGGCUCCUCGUGGGCUAUGCGAUACGAGCAUCUAUAGACAUGGGCUGGCACAAGCUCCACUCGCCAUGUCGAGAUGGUUCUGCAAAUUCCGCGAGAGAAUCCGUGCAAACGGAGCUUGAUAUUCGGGAACUGCGAAGCAAAGAACGAACCUGGCUCAUGUUAUUUGUGUACGACAGAAGUGUAAGCCUUCAAAUGGGGAAACCGUGGAUGAUCCAAAUGGACCCCCUGAUUCGAAACGCGGGAAAUUGGCACCAACAUAUCUAUGCGGUGCCAGGCUGCGAUCAAAUCAUGUCUGCUUUCGUACAGCUCCGUAUCCUUGGAUCUGACAUUGUGGAGCUCUUUGGAAUCGAUCCUGUCACCGCAACGGCAGAGUCAGUUACCAAAGGUGAAGUUAUAUUGAAACUAUUCAAUGGAGAUUUGGAUAGAUGGGAGGCUAAAUGGUACAAAAUCGUAGAAGACGUUAGCACCAAUGUCGCUCAUCGUUUUAUUAUCCGGUUUUACGGGACACAUUUACGACUUCUUCUGCAUUCCUUCGGUCUCCAGCUCUCAAUCCUGAGUGGAAAUAUUUCCAAACAGGCACUCUGGGUUUGCUACACUAGCUCUCUAGAGAUGCUCCGCUUAGUCGUUGACCGACUAGGUGUAACCUCCCAUUCGUCUUACUGUCAAGACUCUGUUCAUGUAAUGGUUGCUUAUGCCGCUGUUGUUAUGAUUAAGAUUCUACUCUCUCUACCUGGAGAAUUGCCUUCUGAAUCCGAAAACAUGAUCCUGGAUCUCAUCAGUGAAACGAGUCGACACUUCAGCACGCAACAAGCCACAAACACCAGUUCUUAUCAUCAGAGCAGAUUCCUGGAAAAUAUCGUGGUGCAGUACCGGAAGGCGAAAGAAGAAAUAUGCUCCUCCGCGAACCAAUGGCUUAGACAGCAACAGAAGAUGCUUGAGAAGUCCGAGAAAGGAGGAGUUCGUCUACCUUUCCUACCUCAGCCGCUUCGGAAAGGUUCCAGUUCUCUACAGUUGAAUUCUUCACGCCCAAUGAUCACGUCAGUGCCUCCAUCCACAGUUUCCGAAAAUGUCCAGGUAUAUCCACGGCACUUGCAAGAACUCAACCAGAGCUCCUUCAACCAAAAUGAUGUUCAACCCUCCCGACUCCAAACCCGUCAAGCACGUACUUUACAUCCUCAACCUGGCUCUCUUAUCUGCCAGACGACCAAUGCUAUCACUCCCAAGCCCGCAAAUAACAACGUCUUUAAAACUCUGGCACAGAAUAAGCUGGACACUUUCAUAGCUGCGGAUGGUCAGAGUACUACUGUACCGCUCUUUACGGAUGAUAUUGUCUGGGAGGAUAUGUUUGCGCAUGCAGGGUUUAAUAUCAGUAGCGGGUCGUUUGUGCCGAAAUUGGCAGAGACAUGGGAGAUGGGCAGAUGA